AUGUGUUUAUUAGCCAUCUGUAUGUCUUACUUGGAGAAAUGUCUGAAUAAACUGGAUUUUUAUUUUUCUAGCAUUAUCCCUUCAGUACAUUCACUGUCUACUUUGUUAGUUUCAGUUCAACAAAUAGUUGAGUGCAUGCUAAAUCUCUAUUUGAUGGGGCUCAACAGUAACUCAACUUCCCUGGUGGCUCAGAUGGUAAGGCGUCUGCCUGCAAUGUGGGAGACCCGGGUUCAAUCCCUGGGUUGGGAAGAUCUCUUGGAGAAGGAAAUGGCAACCCACUCCAGUAUUCUUGCCUGGAAAAUCCCAUGGAUGGAGGAUCCUGGUAGGCUACAGUCCAUGGGGUCCCAGAGAGUUGGACAUGACUGA
Rangifer tarandus platyrhynchus (Svalbard reindeer) is the source of this 366-nucleotide messenger RNA. Lineage: Eukaryota; Metazoa; Chordata; Mammalia; Artiodactyla; Cervidae. The record is from the annotation of a GenBank genome assembly.